Molecule: messenger RNA, 1731 nt
Organism: Anopheles nili
Lineage: Eukaryota; Metazoa; Arthropoda; Insecta; Diptera; Culicidae
Gene: Rbsn-5
Product: rabenosyn-5
Exons: 1
Coding region: 76-1680 (534 amino acids)
Molecular function (GO): metal ion binding
Source: RefSeq, a predicted model, not a curated record
GCUAAUUAUCGUUUGCAAACUAUUUUUGUGUCUGGAAAAGUCAUUCAAGUGUUUUUUUUCAGUUUACACAGUCGCAUGGAAACGCAUAAAACGAUGUCCGAUUCGGAAAAUGGAUUUGUAAGCGGUGACGUGUCUACGGCAACGCCUGGAGCUUUCGUCGAUCCUGCAGGAAAUUUCAACGAAAGUGGUAAAAUCAUUGAGGGUUUUUUAUGCCCUGUCUGCAAAAGUGAUUUGCGAUCACCAGAACGAUUGACGUUACAUGUCGAACAUGAACAUUCUGAUGAACAAGAUCUUUUACGGUCCUUGAAAGAAAUGUUCAACUUUGCUCGACAAGGUAUAACACUGAAAGCUAAGAAAAAAAAUUCACUUAUGUCCACCAUUAGUGAACCAUCGUCAAAUAUAUUAGAGGCAGCAAUUUAUAGCAGCGGAGCAAAAAUACCCACUGGCUUGACACAAGAACUUGUGAAGCAAGUCAUCGGUUAUUAUUGCGACCAUUCUAUGUACUUUAAAGCUGUGCGAAAUCCUCGUCUAGAGAGAUACGCGGCCGAGACAAAUAAACUGAUAAUCCGAUUAGACAAACUUCUUCAUGACUGUCCUACUGAUGUUGAUCAAAAGAAGCGACAUGAGCAAAGCAAAGUGCCAUGGGUAAACGGAAAGCUGGUAAAAUUAUGCCCAGGUUGCGCUAAAAGCUUUGGCAUUACUCGUCGUCAGCAUCAUUGUCGUUUAUGCGGUGCGGUUAUGUGUGUGAACUGCUCACUUUAUUUGAGUUUUAAAGAUGCACAUAGAAUUAUUCAACCAAGUUCUAUUUGCUUAACGAGCGUCAUGGCAGAAGCUUAUAUAGAUGAUAAGGAAACUAGUUCUAUGUUACAAAACAAUUUGAAUAGUUUUCGUAUUUGUGACCACUGUAUGCAUUUGUUGAUGAACCGGAUGGAGAUGCAAGAUUCGCUAUACAAUCAAUCUCAGAUGGCAAAGGUAUACGAACGGUUAUAUCAAGAACGAGCGGCUAUAGAGCCAAAUGUACCCAUGUAUAGACAGAUAUUAGAUAGCUUGUAUGAGGGAGAUAUAAUGUUUCGUCUAUCAGAUGCUACGAUUCUACGUGAGAAAAUUGGGCGAGCAGCAGAGCAACUUGACAUAAUCAGCAAGACUAUUCUUGGGCUACCUUUCGCUACUGGUAGUCGAGAAGAGGCAUUAAAGAAAGCUAUCCGACUCGCCUGCAUCUCAUAUAUUAAAGAACAAAUGCUUUCGAUACCGGCUUUGCCAUUAGAGGAGGAAAUUAAGAAGAUUCAGUUACGCAACAAACAAGAAACAGUCCGACGACUCGAGCAGGAACGAAUGUUAGCCUUAGAAGCUUACGAGCGAUAUGAGCUACAAUUGACCGUAGGGGCCGAUUUUUCCAACACGAACGCGGUUCCGAGGACAAAAGCUGUGAAUGGACGGUACGGUGUGGCUCAGUGGGCGAUGGAUAAUUGGAGUGGAACUCAAGUCGGAGCGACUAACACUAGCAAUUCGGAUCCCCUCAUCGAUCAGAUUAAUAUAGUAAAGGGAUACAUCAAGCAAGCACGAGAAGCUAUGCGAUUCGAGGAAAUUGUCACUCUUGAGCGUAAUUUAACUGAGCUUACUCAGGAGUUUUAUUGUCAGCAACAGUUAAUUGAUAAAAAUCAACAUGUGAACAAUAAAUAAAUAAUGUUUUUUUCUGUAUAAUAAUAUUAUUGUAAUAAAUCUUGUUUAUAA